This is a messenger RNA of Prunus armeniaca (apricot), 315 nucleotides long. The record is from the annotation of a GenBank genome assembly. Lineage: Eukaryota; Viridiplantae; Streptophyta; Magnoliopsida; Rosales; Rosaceae.
AUGGAGGACGUUUAUGCUGAAGGGGUGGAGAAGAUUGACUUCUCCAGGCUGCGUCGGCAAAAGAAGGAGGUGAACCUAGCCAUGCAUCGGCAGGAGGUUCCCUUGGUGAACGUCUUCCUGGAAGGCGUGAAGUGUGACCCUGAGGUUCUGGUGAGGACACCGGCCACUUCCUAUGCAGAUCGGGCCCAGAAGACGUUUCUUACCCAUGCCUAUGCCAAUGGUGAGAUGUAUGUGAACAUGGCCAAGGCAAAUACGGAGAUUAAGAGGUUGAAGAGGCGCAAUGAGAUGGCCAAGGACAAGAUAGCGGAGGCGUAG